Molecule: messenger RNA, 1509 nt
Organism: Rasamsonia emersonii CBS 393.64
Lineage: Eukaryota; Fungi; Ascomycota; Eurotiomycetes; Eurotiales; Trichocomaceae
Product: Adaptor complexes medium subunit family protein
Exons: 5
Coding region: 1-1509 (502 amino acids)
Biological process (GO): vesicle-mediated transport; intracellular protein transport
Cellular component (GO): clathrin-coated vesicle; clathrin adaptor complex
Molecular function (GO): clathrin-cargo adaptor activity
Source: RefSeq, a predicted model, not a curated record
AUGGCGUCGGCCAUCUUCUUCCUGGACUUGAAGGGCAAGACCAUUCUUUGCCGCAAUUAUCGCGGCGACAUUCCCAUGUCCGCUGUUGAGAAAUUUCCUGUCCUCCUCAGCGAAGCCGAAGAAGAGAGUUCUGCGGUACCUCCUUGCUUUUCUCACGAGGGAAUCAAUUACCUCUACAUUCGUCACAAUAACCUUUACCUUCUUGCUCUAACGAAACGAAACACUAAUGCGACCGAGAUUCUACUCUUCCUCCACAAGAUCGUGGAGGUCUUCACGGAGUACUUCAAAGAGCUGGAGGAGGAGAGUAUCCGGGACAACUUUGUUGUCAUCUAUGAACUGCUGGACGAAAUGAUGGAUUUCGGAUACCCCCAGACCACCGAGAGCAAGAUAUUGCAAGAGUAUAUCACGCAAGAGUCGCACAAAUUGGAAGUCCAGGCCCGACCGCCGAUAGCUGUCACAAAUGCUGUCUCGUGGCGAAGUGAAGGCAUCCGGUAUCGCAAGAACGAAGUGUUCUUGGACGUCAUCGAGUCGUUGAAUCUUCUCGUAUCCUCGAAUGGCAACGUCUUGCGUUCCGAGAUCCUGGGCUCGAUCAAGAUGAAGUGCUACCUGAGUGGUAUGCCAGAGCUUCGUCUCGGAUUGAACGAUAAGGUCAUGUUUGAAACCACGGGCCGGGCCACUAGAGGUAAAGCCGUCGAGAUGGAAGACGUCAAAUUCCACCAAUGUGUGCGACUCUCGAGGUUCGAAAAUGAUCGGACGAUCAGCUUCAUUCCACCCGACGGCGAAUUCGAGCUCAUGAGCUACCGCCUAAACACGCAGGUCAAACCCUUGAUCUGGGUGGAGUGCUUGGUGGAAUCGCACUCGGGUUCACGGAUUGAGUACAUGCUAAAGGCCAAAGCGCAGUUUAAGCGCCGAAGUACCGCCAACAAUGUGGAGAUCCUGGUUCCUGUACCGGAAGACGCGGAUUCACCACGUUUCCGGACGAACAUUGGAUCGGUGCAUUAUGCGCCCGAGAAGUCGGCGAUCAUUUGGAAGAUCAAGCAAUUUGGUGGCGGCAAAGAAUACUUGAUGCGUGCCGAGCUUGGCCUGCCAUCGGUCAAAGGCGACGACGAACAUGGCGGCGGCAUGACAGGAGGGUUUGGGGGCAGCAUGGGUGGUGCGGGCCAAACAGCCAAGGGCAAGAGGCCCAUCAAUGUCAAGUUCGAAAUCCCGUACUUCACCACGAGUGGCAUCCAAGUCCGGUACUUGAAGAUCAUUGAGCCGAAGGUGAGUUCUGCAAUUUCCUCCUUUGUCCUUAUGCAUGAACUAUCAUACCCCCCACCCAUCGUGUCUGCAUUGCAUUGCAUCUGGUCCGCGCUGGUUCGAAGCAGCCGAGGCGACAGAUUGCCUUUCCUCUAUGCCACGGGGCCCUUCGCCGACCAUGACUGGUCUCGCACAGGGGUGCGAGAGCACCGGGUGAAGGAAUUUCCCGUUCCCUCUUUUUUAUCCCUUGACGUCCGACCCCUGUCGUGA